Molecule: messenger RNA, 717 nt
Organism: Saccharomyces kudriavzevii IFO 1802
Lineage: Eukaryota; Fungi; Ascomycota; Saccharomycetes; Saccharomycetales; Saccharomycetaceae
Gene: MRPL8
Product: mitochondrial 54S ribosomal protein bL17m
Exons: 1
Coding region: 1-717 (238 amino acids)
Biological process (GO): translation
Cellular component (GO): mitochondrial large ribosomal subunit; ribosome
Molecular function (GO): structural constituent of ribosome
Source: RefSeq, a predicted model, not a curated record
AUGACGGUGGGUAUUGCUAGAAAGCUUUCCAGGGACAAGCCGCACAGGGACGCGCUGCUGAAGAACCUUGCGUGCCAGUUGUUCCAGCACGGGUCCAUAGUGUCGACGCAUGCCAAAUGCAAAGAGGCCUCCAGGGUCGCUGAACGGAUCAUAACCUGGGCAAAGAGGGCGCUUACGACAAGAAGUAGCGUGUCGCAAGUGGAGCUGAAGUCGCAAAUCCAGAGUCAGUUGUUUUUGGCGGGAGACAACAGGAAGCUGAUGGGGAGAUUGUUCCAUGAGAUCGCACCACGAUACUUGGAAAGGCCCGGUGGGUACACUCGCGUGCUGCGGUUAGAGCCCAGGGCCAACGACUCGGCACCGCAAUCCAUCUUGGAACUGGUCGACUCGCCCGUGAUGUCUGAAUCGCACACCGUGAACAGGGGAAAUUUGAAGAUGUGGCUACUGGUCAAGUCGGUCAUCAACGAUGACGCCAACCAGCUGCCUCACAACCCGCUCACACUACAGAACCUGCACAAGUUGGCCAAGUUCAAGCCAGAAGCGCAAUUGCAUGAUGAAAUCACGCUGAUCAAGAAGAUCUUGUUCGAGGAAAUGUCCAUGCCCUAUGAUGAAGCGCUGGAAAAGGAAAGGACCCAAGCACUUCUGAAACAGGCCUGCUCUAUCCCGUUGCCAAAAAAGCAAAGGAAACCUUCAUCAUAUGUCAUGGUUGCCAGACCGUGA